AUGUUUAAGCUUGUUAAGACAUCCCUUGUAGACAUGGCGGGCUCUAAAAGCAAAGAGAUUAGAGAGAAACAAGAGCUUCAGGCCAGACUGCAAGCAUCAUUCAGCCGAAAUGCUUCGAAAGUACUAGAGUGGCUAGGCGACGAUGCUACAGAAAAAGAAUCAAAAGAUCUCACAGAAUCUAAAUCGAGCUUCCUAAAACUCCCCGUGGUACAAAUCGGUGCAGGAUUGAACCUCUCUGAUAAUUAUAACGUCCAAGACAAGAAUGAUAUCCACACUAUAGGUGAAUUUGUUAAAAGUGACAAAAAUGUCAGUACGUUAGCUAAAAAGAAGCAGGCCAAUAAAACAGGACAACAAGGAAAUGGUAUUUACAGAGUUCGAAAAGAAGACUCUAAAGCUAUGGUGGCUUUAAAAUACAAAGUCAGAAAUAAUCAGCGAUCUCAGUUAAAUCAUAAAUAUUCAUCUGCCGACGUCCCAGACAAUUCCAAAGACAAUGAAAGCGAUGAUGAACCACCUGUACAAAGGCCUCCUAAGAAGAAAGUUGACCUAUUCUUCAGUUCUAAAGGUAAAAAGAAGCAUUAG
Molecule: messenger RNA, 579 nt
Organism: Eremothecium sinecaudum
Lineage: Eukaryota; Fungi; Ascomycota; Saccharomycetes; Saccharomycetales; Saccharomycetaceae
Gene: NOP19
Product: Nop19p
Exons: 1
Coding region: 1-579 (192 amino acids)
Biological process (GO): ribosomal small subunit biogenesis
Cellular component (GO): 90S preribosome
Source: RefSeq, a predicted model, not a curated record